This is a messenger RNA of Acanthoscelides obtectus, 837 nucleotides long. NCBI's taxonomy places the organism in Eukaryota, Metazoa, Arthropoda, Insecta, Coleoptera, Chrysomelidae. The record is from the annotation of a GenBank genome assembly.
AUGAAACCGUUUUCACCUAAGCAGAGCGGCGCUGCGCAGAGCAGAGCAGCGCGACACAGCAAAAUUUUAAUUCCUCGUGAAGCAUUGACUCGCAGCAUUGUCGCUACGCAUGCGCGGCUCUGCUUGUUGACGGACAGAACUCAUUCAAAUGUUUCCGAAAUAUCGCAAGAUGUCAGUGAGGACGAUGAUGUCGAAACUCAAGUGGAAAAUAAUACACAAAGCCAGAGAGAAGACAUGUGCGAAUAUUAUGAUGAUGAAAUUAUUACAAAUCUUCCACGUUCCAUUUCACAGCCAAACACACCAUUGUCUUGUUCUUCAAGCGUGGAUAUUUCAAGACCAGCAUCCCGUGCUACAAGUGUAAACAGUGUCGCGCGUUCCAAAAAAAUCAAACAUGCAGCCAGAAAUGCUGAAUCAAUACCGGAAAUAUUAAAAGAAUAUGUUGAUGAUAAAAAACGUAGCCGUUUAGAAAAGCAGGCCAAAGAUCAAGUAACACCAAUAAAUGAAAACAGGCCACUAAUAGAAUUUUUUGUUAAUAUGGGCAAAACUACAGCUACAUUUCCCCCAUUGUGGCAAGCUUCGGUGAAAACUAAAGUGUUUCAAAUAGUAAAUUCAUACGAAUUACAAAUGUUAUCAAAUUCUUCGUUUAAUCUGGGAACACAAACUCCAAGUGAAAAUCAAAUACUGACUCACAAUCAACCACCAGUGCAAGCUCAUCAGGCAGUACCAAUUCAGCUACCAACGCAAAUUCAGUCACCUAUGCAGAAUCAACCACCUCUACAAACUCCAGCCAAUGUCAAAUCAAACCUCUAUACAAGACGAAUCUUCGUCAUUUUGUGA